This is a messenger RNA of Durusdinium trenchii, 3477 nucleotides long. NCBI's taxonomy places the organism in Eukaryota, Dinophyceae, Suessiales, Symbiodiniaceae. The record is from the annotation of a GenBank genome assembly.
AUGGUGCGAAAGAACGGAUCCCAGCUGUUGGAAGUGUGGUCCCCUGUGGAUAUGGACGAUGACGAGCCAGAGAGGCCCAGCACAAGCUGGGAGCCCACGAAAGCCUACUUGGGGCGAGAGGAGUUGUCGCUGGAAGAGAUUGAAGGGGUUCGGGAGCGCUUCCGAGAGCAGUGCAUCCGGCAGCACGGCUCAGUGGUCAGGGCUUGGAAGGUCAUGGACCUCAAUGCCGAUGGACGUUUGAGCUACUUCGAGUUCAUGCGCGGCUGCAAGCAGAUGAGCGUGGCGAACCCGCGCCGCGUGUGGCGCGCCCUGGGGCGCACGGGUCUACUGACGCUGCGAUGCGUGGAUCCUCGCCUGGGCGAGCAGUUGGGGACACUCGCCACAGCCAUUUGGUUCAACUGCGGAAGCGUGGAGAAUGCUUGGAGGAGCUGCUUUAACAAGAGGUCAAAGCUCCGGAUCUCCAGCGAGGACUUCAGCGAGGCAUGUCAAGAGCUGCGCUACCAGGGGGACCCGGUGGCCUGUUUUGGGGAGCUUUGCAGUGAGAAAGCCUCCAAUGGCAUGAGCCGGAAGGAGUUCGGCUUCUUGCACAGCUGGAUGUCUCCCAAAGGGCACCCGGAUCGGGGAUUUCUCGACGCGCCCAUCUCCAAGUGGGCGGUGCCAGCCGAACCCUGGACACCGCCACCCAUUGUGCAAAAGAGGGAUGAGCGCAGGGAGAAGUUCCUUGACUGCCUCCUGAGAUCUUAUGGUAACAUCGUCCGUGCCUGGCGUGAGGGCUUGGAUCGAAACCAUGAUGAUCGCAUGGACUACCAGGAGUUCAGCGUGGCGAUCAAGGACGUGGGCUACGCGGGGAACGCCAAAGAGCUUUGGGAGGAGAGAAGUACACCGCAGCGGUGCAUGGGCGGAUGGGCUUGGAGCCCCCGGAGCCCAUGUGAAUUGGUGAGUGGUCGACGUAAGGAUGCCAUGAGCGCCACCGCUGGCACCGCGGCCUGGUGGACCGUUCUGGAGCGUUUUGCCGCGGAGGACCGGGGCUGCGACAGCGCCGUGGGCUGCUUGUUGGGGCUGACCUUGGGCGAUGCCGUUGGAGCGCCAUUGGAGUUUUGCGCAGUUGAUCCCAGCCCUUUGGAAGGCUUUGAGGACGAUCGACGGCCGUGCGUGGCCGCAAAGCUCCGAGAAGGACAGCUGCAUUACAAGAACGUGAGGAACAAGUUUGAACUGAAGCUAGGUCAAUGGACAGAUGAUGCGAGCAUGGCUUUGUGCUUAGCCGAUUCACUACUUACGUGUGGGAAGUACGAUGGAGGCGACGCCCGCCUGCGCUGGCACAUGUGGUGGUUCCACGGCUACUGCAACGCCUUCCGCUACGAUAUGGAACGUCGCAAGGGGCAGACCUCGGUGGGUCUCGGGAGUAACGUGGCCAAAUCCUUCGUGGAGAUCGAACGAUCGGUGCAACUGGCACACGCACAAGAUCGCCUCCCAAAGGGCACGAGUCAUGCUACAGUCGUCCCACCCGUGCACCAGUCAGACUCCAAUGAUGCGGGCAAUGGGUCCAUCAUGCGUUUGGCGCCCGUGCCAAUUGCAUAUCAUUUAUGCCCAGCACAGGCGUUGGAUGUUGCAGCUUGGCAGUCCUUAGCCACUCAUCCGGGUCCUGAAGCAGCCCUGUGCUGUCGUUUCAUGGCCUCCUUCUGUGUCGAGGCCAUCAGCCGCCACCGGAAUGCGGGCAAAGUCUCGGAUUCCGAGCUGGCCGUGCUGGACCCCAUUGGGGAGACCCGUAGCUUCAUGGCACAACACAUCGAGCGCUUCUUGAAGGACAGUGAGAAUUUCCGCUUACCACCAGGGUUGGAUGAUGGCGGGGCCAACCUGCAGCGUCUCAAAAAGCUCUUGAUGAGCUCUCCGCCCUCCAAAAAGGAGGCACAUUGGAAUUGGAAGGCGAAGAAUCUGGCCAUCAAUGAAGGUAUCGCUGCGCGACGGGGACCAUCAGGGAACGACCUUUACAAUGGACAUCCCACUACUCCCGGCUAUUUUGGCGCCUACUGUAUGGAUGGCCUUGCAAUGGCACUCUGGGCUCUGUGGAACUCGAACAGCUUCGCCCACGCGCUGCUGAACGCGGUGAAUUUGCUGGGCGACGCCGACACAGUCGGGGCGAUCGUUGGACAGAUGGCGGGCGCGUUGUACGGUUUCAAGCGGAUCAUCAGCGAUGAGUGGAGCGUGAGAUGUGUGAAGAACCUCAUGCAUUGGGACAAAGGUGCUGAGAUCGGCCUGCGCGCGGUGCUUCUCUACCACCGCGGCCCACGCCCACGAGCCCAACUGAAGGCCAGUGCUCCCACGCGUGGGGCACCUGCAAGCAGUAUGGUGCCCCUCUUCGAUCAGCCGAACGGUGCCCGCAGGGGCCUGGCGCCCGCCGGGGAGCUUCCGGUGGGGGACUGGGUGACCUGUACCGAUGCUGUGGAUGGUUCUUACAAGAUCUAUCAUGACACAGGCCUUCAAGGCUGGGUGGGCCCAUACGACAUCGCCGAGUUUACACCGGCGGCUGGCACGGAGGAUUUGACGAAGUAUCUCGUCGACCCCGCGGUGAGACGAGCCGCAGCCGCAGCCGCGGCCCCGCGCGCACCGCGGGCGCGUGAUGAUGCCUCACCACCACCGAUUCCCACGGAGCCAGAGUUGGAUGGGGAAACCGCCCGCCUUUUGCGGGAGUUCGUGGACUCGGCCAAAUCCAGCUAUGGCUCCUUCAUGGCCUUCUGGAACGAGGCCCUCGACAUCCGCCACGAUGACCGCGUGCUUUACCCGGAGUUCCGAGAUGGUUGCCUCAUGCUGGGUUGGAACCCUCGUGAUGUGGGUCGGCUCUUCGAGUUGUUGGAUACCGAUCGGGCACGCUACCUCAGCUGGGCCACCACCUCUUGGCUCAGUGGUGCUGAGCUGGUGGACGGCGACUCCGGCUCUCCACGCAUCGCAAGGCCACGCUCUCCGGAGGCAGAGGAGGCAGAAGCAGAGGGCGCGAAGGUGAAGUUCACCAAGGCCCAAAGCAGAAGGAUGCACCAGAGGCUGCGGGAGCAUCGUCACCGCGUGAAAUGCUACGAGGGCCGGGCUCGGAACGAGAUCCCCGGGAGCCACCCGUCGGCGGGCACCACGAUCUACAGUUCCGCGCCCUUCAUCACGCAGACCGGGAGCAAGAACCCUUCAACUCGGCAGAAGAGCAAACCCUUCUUGAUGCAGAGCCGUGUUUUAUGUCCGGAGAUGCCGGAGUGGCUCUUGGUGGCUGAGGGCUCAAAGAGGAUGCCGCUCUUGCCGGAGAAGUUGGACUUGAGCUUUCCCUUAAAGCCACAGCAGCCGGGCAAAGGAGGUUGGCCCACUUCCAAGCUUUUCUUGGUGGAUGAGUUGUGGGGAGGCAGCAAGGAUCUGGGGCUGUUGUUGAGGCCACAGACCAGACAAGCCUGCAGCCAGCCGAAUCUUGACAGAUGGAAGAGGAUGGCCGCGGAGCGUUGA